Molecule: messenger RNA, 2927 nt
Organism: Aethalodelphis obliquidens (Pacific white-sided dolphin)
Lineage: Eukaryota; Metazoa; Chordata; Mammalia; Artiodactyla; Delphinidae
Product: zinc finger protein 132-like
Exons: 3
Coding region: 548-2350 (600 amino acids)
Biological process (GO): regulation of transcription by RNA polymerase II
Molecular function (GO): RNA polymerase II cis-regulatory region sequence-specific DNA binding; DNA-binding transcription factor activity, RNA polymerase II-specific
Source: RefSeq, a predicted model, not a curated record
ACGCUCCUGCCCGUCUUUUUUCUCAGCUCUCCAUUUCCCAGCGCCCCGCUAGAGGUAGCUUGGCGUUGCCAUGGAGAAUGGAGAAUGUGUGGGCGCCGCGCCGGGGGGUGGGGUGGAAAUGCAGGACUGAAACUACAUUGACCACAAGGCAUCGGGGGCGGCAGGUUCUGGACCAAUCACAGCCCAGAACAAGGGCUGUUUCCUGCUGCUCGGUCGGCGGGGGCGGAACUUCCUGCGUCGCCAUUGUUGGCAUUCCUUCUGUUCUUGACAGGUCGUUUUCCACUGCCCUUGGGGACCCGAGUGUUGGGUCGUGGCCGUUUUCCAGGCGCCUCCUCGGGACCCGGCCGAGGUGGACAGUGAGGAGGAUGGGACCGGCCUCCAGGCUCCGUACGAGCCGCACUGUCCUGUAACGUGGUGUCCUGCGUCCCCACGGUCCCUGGAGGCGGCGUUUACACCGUGGGGACAGAGGUCCCGCGUGCAACGGGCGGUGGGAGGCCCCCGGCCUGGGGCUGGGGGUGUAGGGAGCGGCAGAGCCCGCCUGGGUCUGAUGGCGGUGGCGCUGAGGGGCCCGCUGCGGGGCUGGGGGACCUUUGAGGACAUUGCCGUGUACUUCUCCCAGGAGGAGUGGGGGCUCCUUGACGAGGCUCAGAGGCACCUGUACUGUGAUGUGAUGCUGGAGAACUUGGCACUUGUGGCCUCACUGGAUUAUGGGUGUGGAGCAGAGGCUGAGGAGGCAUCUUAUGAGAAGAGUGUUUAUGUAGCAGUGCUUCAGUCCAGGACCCCCAAGGCAGAUCCAUCCAUCCAGAAGGCCAACACCUGUGAUGUGCAUGACCCAGUGUUAAAAGACAUAUUACACCUGGCUGAGCACCAGGGAAUACAACCCAGGCAGAAACUGUACACGUGUGAGACAUGUGGGAGAGGUUUCUGGCUCAGUGCGAACUCUCACAAGCACCAGAAGGAGCACAGUGAAGAGAAACCCUUCACAUGCAGGGAGUGUGCUAAGGCUGUCCUGGACAGCCAUGGUCUCCAGCCCCAGGCCACCUACGGAGAGGGGACAUCACACAGAAGCACCGAAUGUAAGGAGGCCUUACCACCCAGCUCCAUUUGGCAGCAACAGCAGGGAGGCCACGCCUCACAGAAGCCCUUCAAGUGCAGCGACUGCGGACAAGCUUUCCUGAAGGCCUUUGCACUCCUCAACCACCUGAUCACUCACGCCAAAGAGAGACCCUUCAGGUGCCCAGCAGGUGGAAAUGCCCCCAUGGAGAGCUCAACCCUGUUUAAUCACCGAAAAACUCACACUGGAGAAACAUCCCAUGUGUGUAAGGAAUGUGGGAAGGUGUUCAGCCACCUGUUUAGCCUGAGGAUGCAUCAGAAAGUGCACACUGGAAAAGCGCAUCUCAGUUGCAGUGAAUGUGGUAAAGUCUUCACCCGCAAACACUCACUCACUCAGCACCAGAGAGUUCACACUGGAGAAAGGCCUUAUGAGUGUGACCAGUGUGGGAAAGCCUUCACUCGUAGCUUCCACGUUGUUCGGCACCAGAAAGUUCACAACACAGAGAGGCCUUAUGAGUGCAGACAGUGUCGGCGAGUCUUUAGCUGUAUCUCCAACUUUGUCGAGCACCAGAAAAUACAUACCGGAGAAAGGCCUUAUGAGUGCAGCGAAUGCGGAAAAGCCUUCGUUAACACCUCCCAUCUUGUCCGGCAUCAGAAAGUUCACAACACAGAAAGGCCUUUUGAGUGCAGUGAAUGUGGAAAAGGCUUCCAGCAAACCUCCAAACUUAUUCUGCAUCAAAGGAGUCAUACUGGAGAAAGACCUUAUAAGUGCAACCAAUGUGGGAAAGCCUUCAGUUGCCCCUCCAACCUCGUUCCACACCAGCGAAUUCACACUGGAGAAAAGCCUUACAAGUGCUCCGAAUGUGGGAAAGCCUUCAGUCAAAGCUCUGCCCUCAUUCAGCAUCAGAAAGUUCACACCAGAGAAAGGCCUUAUGAGUGCACUGAAUGCGGGAAAGCCUUCAGCUACAGCUCUAACCUUGUUAAGCACCAGAAAGUUCACACCGGAAAACGGCCUUAUAGGUGCAGCCAGUGUGGGAAGGCCUUCAGCGAAAGCUCCAUUCUCAGUCAGCACCAGAGAGUUCACACUGGAGAAAAGCCUUAUGCGUGUAACAAAUGCGGAAAAGCUUUCCGCUACAGCUCAAACCUCUCUAAGCACCAGAAGGGUCACACUGGAAAAGAGCCGUCUGAGUGCAGUGGACAUAGGAUCACCUUCAGCCAGAGCUCCAGCCUCCCUCAGCCCAGAAAGGUCACACCAAAGAAAGGCCUUAGGAAUGUGGCAAGAGUGGAUAAGCACUAGUGGGGACCUUCUCCUUGUUCCAUAAAAGGACUCACUCUUGAGAAACUCCUAUGAGAGGAACUUUUGUGAGGAAGCCAUCAGCCAAAAUUUGAAACUUGCGCAUCCCACACCCCUACUGGGAGAUUGGCUGUAGUGCCAGUGGUAAGUGGGAAGCUUGCAGGAGCUAUGCAGCACUUUCUAACCUGUCCAGGUGCUUUGCCAGAUUAUGUCACUGCCAGGUGCCCUCUCACCUCUACCACUUGGCAGAUCCCCACACCAUGUGCCUGUCAUCUCAACAUACUCAGGGAAUGCAGGCUUGUGUUCUCAUUCCCUGGAGGGAGCCAUAAACUUUGGGAGCCCAUUGGGGUGGCCUCAUUUUCCACCUCUCCCCUGUCCCCAGUGGCUCAGGUGUUGCCUUGACGUAGUUCUCUCCAGGAGGAUCUGGAGUCUGACGAUGUCCAGAGGAAGUUUCCUUCUUCAUGGGCAUUGUUGAGUCUACAGAUGAUGCCUGCAGUGAACUGGUCCAGCCUCCAUAUCACCCAGCCUUGGAACUGCCUGCCUGCAGAGUGUGAUAAUAAAGACCUUAUUGCUGAAGCCA